Molecule: messenger RNA, 5484 nt
Organism: Cynocephalus volans (Philippine flying lemur)
Lineage: Eukaryota; Metazoa; Chordata; Mammalia; Dermoptera; Cynocephalidae
Product: deleted in malignant brain tumors 1 protein
Exons: 31
Coding region: 1-5484 (1827 amino acids)
Biological process (GO): zymogen activation
Cellular component (GO): plasma membrane
Molecular function (GO): serine-type endopeptidase activity
Source: RefSeq, a predicted model, not a curated record
AUGACUAGCAAAUUCAUGGAAGAUAAGGACAGAGUGCUGGGUCGGGUGGACGAUAGUCCAGUCAGCAGUGGGCAGAGGCAGUCGGGCACCCCCCGACUCCCCCAUCCUUCCCCAGCAGGCUGGGCCCCUGUGCGGCUGGCAGGCAGCCACGCGAGCUGCGCAGGCCGUGUGGAACUUUUCUACCAGGGAGUCUGGGGAACCGUGUGCGAUGACCUCUGGGACCUUCCACAAGCAAACAUCGUCUGCAGGCAGCUGGGAUGUGGCUGGGCCAUCUCAGCUCCGGGUGAGGCCCACUUUGGGGAAGGUUCUGGGAAGAUUCUCCUUGACAACGUGCACUGCAGGGGAGAUGAAAAGCACCUUGAAGAGUGCUCCCAUGUUGGCUGGUUGUCCCACAACUGUGGUCACGAGGAAGAUGCUGGCGUGAUCUGUUCAGGUCGCCCAUUGGCUGCCCUGGCAGGGACGGUGGCUGCAGAAAAAUCUCAGUGCGGCAGCAUCAUUACUAACUCAUCUGGAGCGAUUAGGAAUCCCCCACGAAAUGAAAUGCACGACAACAUAACCUGUGUGUGGGAAAUCAAGGCGAACGCGUCCGAUCACAUACUGCUGGCUUUUCCGUACCUUAACCUCGACUGCACCAAUGAAUAUUUUGAAAUCCUGGAUGGCCCUCCGUCCUCAGCAAAGUCCCUGGGGAAGACCUGCUCUGGUUCCUACCUCGUCUAUGCAUCCUCCUCCAGCUCAAUGACCCUGGUGUACUUCCGAAGCUUCAACAACAUAGGAAAAAACUUCGUUGCUUAUUAUUAUUCUGCAACCAAAGAGGCAGUGUCGCGGACUCCACAUCUCAUCACCAUCCCGACAGCAACACCCAAGAUAGUAACAGCAAGACCCGGGGGCUGGCCAGAGCUGCGGCUGGUGGGCAGCUCAGGUCGGUGCUCAGGACGUGUGGAGGUCCUGCACAAGGGGGCCUGGGGCACCGUGUGCGAUGACCUGUGGGACCUGAAUGAAGCUGAGGUCGUGUGCAGACAGCUGGGGUGCGGUCGGGCCAUGUCUGCUCUUGGAAAGGCCCACUUUGGAUCAGGCUCUGGAGACAUCUUCCUGGACAACCUCCAGUGCUCUGGGGUGGAACGCUUCCUGGGCCAGUGCGCCCACUCGGGCUGGUCAGAGCACAACUGCGGCCAUCAUGAGGAUGCUGGGGUCAUCUGCUCAGAUGCCGAAGAGUCGCUUGUUAACAGACCAGGGGACUGGCCAGAGCUGCGACUGGUGGGUGGCUCAGGUCGGUGCUCCGGACGCGUGGAGGUCCUCUACCAGGGAGCCUGGGGCACCGUGUGCGAUGACCUGUGGGACCUGAAUGAAGCCGAGGUCGUGUGCCGACAGCUUGGGUGUGGACAGGCUGUUUCCAGCCCCAGUGGGGCCCACUUUGGCCCAGGCUCUGGAGACAUCUUCCUGGACAACCUCCAGUGCUCUGGGGUGGAACGCUAUCUGGGCCAGUGUGCCCACUCGGGCUGGUCGGAGCACAACUGUGGCCACCAUGAGGAUGCUGGGGUCAUCUGCUCAGAUGCCGAAGACCUGCCUCUGUCCACGCUUCCGGAUCACUCAACAAAUUCUCAGGACCAUGUAACAGGAGGAAGUAACUCUUGUGGAGGGGUCAUCUCUAGUCUCUCUGGCUCAUUCUCUAGUCCACAGUAUCCAGAAAACUACCCAACAGACAUCCAAUGUGUUUGGGAGAUCCAUGUGGGCAACAAAUUCCACAUAGAACUCAUGAUUCCAAGUUUGAAACUGGAAGAUAUCCUUGGAUGUCCUUAUGACUCAGUUGAAAUCUUCGAUGGCCCUAGGAUUGCCUCACUGUCCAUGGGGAAGUUCUGCGCCCCAGUAGCUGUGAUGUUUUUCUCCUCCUCAGACAUCAUGACAGUGGUAUUCCGAAGUGAUUCUGUGAUAACCAACACUGGCUUUCAUGCUGUGUUCAAUGCUAUCCCACAGAGUGAAAGGGAGUCAGAAAAUGGACCAGUGCUGCGGCUGGUGGGUGGCUCCGGACGGUGCUCGGGACGCGUGGAGGUCCUCUACCAGGGAGCCUGGGGCACCGUGUGUGAUGACCUGUGGGACCUGAAUGAAGCUGAGGUUGUGUGCAGGCAGCUGGGGUGUGGACAGGCCAUUGCUGCUCCUGGAAAGGCCUACUUUGGCCCAGGCUCUGGAGACAUCCUCCUGGACAAUGUUCAGUGUUUGGGAAGCGAGAAUCACCUUGGCUUGUGCCCCAGCUCUAGAUGGUCAGAUCACAAUUGUGGCCACCAUGAGGAUGCUGGUGUCAUCUGCUCAGGAGGAAGUAAUUCCUGCGGGGGAGUAAUUUCAAGUCUCUCAGGCUCCUUCUCGAGCCCUUGGUAUCCUGCUAACUACCCCACCAGUGUGGAGUGCGUCUGGGUGAUACACGUGGCUGAACGGUUCCACAUAGAACUGAUGGUCCCAAGCCUGAAGUUAGAGGACGUCCACGGGUGCCCGUAUGACUUCAUGGAAGUGUUCGAUGGACGGCAAGCUGCCUCACUCUCCAUGGGCAGGUUCUGUGCUGGGCAGGAGCUCACGUUCCUCUCCUCUUCCAAUGUCAUGACUGCAGUGUUCCGAAGUGACGCCAUGAUCACCAACACAGGGUUUUAUGCUCUGUACAAUGCCAUCCAGCAAGAUGAAAGGGAGCAUGAUAUGUCCCUGCGACUGGUGAAUGGCAGCCACAGGUGUGAAGGCCGGGUAGAGGUGUCCUACAAUGGCACCUGGGGCACAGUGUGCGACGACAGCUGGGAUUUGACAGAUGCCAGGGUGGUGUGCCAGCAGCUCGGCUGUGGUGAGGCCCUGUCGGCCCCAGCCCAGAGCUACUUUGAUGGAGGCACUGGCCACAUCCUUCUGGAUGAUGUGCAGUGCAGGGGGAGUGAAGCCAAGGUGUGGCAGUGCAUGCACAAUGGUUGGUUCUCCCACAACUGCGGCCACCAUGAGGACGCCAGCGCCAUCUGCUCCGACUCCACUGGCAGCAGCCCCCCUGCAGAUGAAAAUUUCCAUUGUGGUGGUUUGCUCACAAAUCAUUCAGGCUCCUUCUCCAGUCCUUUUUAUCCUAAAAAGUACCCCACAAAUGUGGUAUGUGCAUGGGACAUACAAGUGGAUACCAGGGCUCAUGUCAAACUUAAGUUUGCAGUGGUAAGAAUGGAAAACUUCUAUGGCUGUCCGUACGACUUCAUUGAGAUCUUUGAUGGCCCACAAAGUGAAUCUUCUUCACUGGGAAGGUUCUGUUCCCAGACAACCCCAAUAUUCACCUCCUCCUCCAACCGCUUGACAGUGGUGUUCCACAGCGAUGCUAUCAUCACCAACAUCGGCUUCUACGCAUCCUACGAGUCUCUCGUACAGGAUGAGGAUGAUACUGAUGUGGCCCUCCGGCUGACCGGCGGCAGCCACCGGUGCGAGGGCCGCGUGGAGCUACUUUACAACAGCAGCUGGGGCACCGUGUGCGACGACGGCUGGGACCUGCGCGAUGCCCAGGUGGUGUGCAGGCAGCUAGGCUGUGGUGCGGCCAUCGCGGCCCUCGGGCAGGCACAUUUCGGGCGAGGCCUGGGCCCCCUUGCUCUGGAUGAUGUGGAGUGUGUGGGGACCGAAGCCAGGUUGUGGCAGUGCCUGCACAGUGGCUGGCUCGUGCACAACUGCGGCCACCACGAGGACGCCAGCGCCGUCUGCUCAGCCUCUCUGCCCCAGCCAGCACCAUCCACUGCCGUGAGUUACCCAACCUCAGGUCUGGGCCUGCGGCUGGUGAAUGGGUCAAGCAGGUGUGAGGGGCGAGUUGAGAUCUACCAUGCCAACACCUGGGGCACCGUGUGUGAUGACAGCUGGUCCAUAGAGGACGCUCAUGUGGUCUGCAGACAGCUUGGCUGUGGCCUGGCCGUGUUGUCCCUCCCAGAGGCAAGCUUCAGCCCAGGCUCAGGCAGCAUCCUCCUCGAUGAUGUCAACUGCACGGGAAGGGAAGCAUCCCUGGUGCAGUGUCCCCACAGUGGCUGGUUCACCCACAACUGCGGGCACCAUGAAGAUGCUGGCGUCAUCUGCUCAGAUCUGCGGGUGGUGAGACUGGCCGAUGGGAGGAGCAGGUGUGAGGGCUGCGUGGAGAUCCUCCACAACGGCACCUUUUAUUUGGGAGGACACAGAAGCGGCCCCUCUACCUGGGAACACCUGCUCGUGGCACUGGUCUCCAUCAGAGCAAGGAAGGCCCCAGCGGCGUCCGCGACAGAACUGGACCGUGACUCUCCGCCCCGGCCCGCCCCUGUCGCCCCCGCAGCCCCGGCCCUGCGCCUGGCGGGCGGGCCGAGCCGCUGCGCAGGCCGGGUGGAGGUGCGGCACCGGGGCGUGUGGGGCACGGUGUGCGACGACCGCUGGGACAUCAAGGACGCCCGCGUCGUGUGCCGCCUGCUGGGCUGCGGCUGCGCGCUGAGCGCCCCCGGCCACGGCCGCUUCGGCCCCGGCGCGGGUCCCAUCCUGCUGGACGACGUGCGCUGCACGGGGACCGAGGACGCGCUGGAGCGCUGCGCCCACCCCGGCUGGGCGCGACACGACUGCCGCCACCGCGAGGACGCGGGCGUGGUCUGCGCAGGUCCAGCUGAUUCUGUUGUACCCAAGGACAAUGUCCAGCUCUCCUGCUUACCUCACCUCUUCCAAGCCGUCAUUGACCGAGGCUAUCUCCGGAGACUGGGCUACUCCUCCUGGGACGUCCACUUAAAUGAUGAGCUGUGUCGCCCCCAAGUCACGGGGCGCUACCUGAUCUUCAAUAUUCCCUAUGGCCGCUGUGGCACCAUCCAGCAGAAAUACCUCGGCUCCCUCAGCUAUUCCAACUCCAUCAGAGACCGAAUACGGGGCCACCCUGGCCAACUGAUUGUGCGGCACAAAGUGCCGCAGCUGAAGUUCACCUGCAGGGUGGAUGGCCCAUCUGCAAUUGAGAUCGUUCAUGGAGCUGACGCCCCAACGGAGGGUGCCGGCUACGAUGUGUCCAUAUCAUUCCUCCAGUCACCUGCAUCCCAGCCUGUGGGGGGUAUGGUGCCACACUACACCAGCCAGAGGAAAGAGGUAUUCCUCCAAGCUACCCUCCAUAGCCCUGAUCCCAACCUGAGGCUCUUCGUGGAUACCUGUGUGGUUUCUCCAGAUCCCCGUGAUUUUACAACCACCAAGCAUGACUUGAUCCAGCAGGGGUGCAUCAAAGACAAUACCUAUGCCAACCUCCACUCCCGCCAGAAGAAUGUGGCCCAGUUCAAGUUCAAUGCUUUCAGCUUUCUUGAAAGCUACGAUGUGGUCUAUCUGCAGUGUAAGAUUGUUGUGUGCAAAGUGGGAGACUACUCCUCUGGCUGCUCCCAGGGCUGUGCAGGGCGGAGUAGGAGAUCUGCAGGCCCUGCAGAGGCCGAGGAAGGGCAGACUGACCAUUUCCAAAUGGCGGGGCCACUGGAGAUCAACAAAGUAACUGGUCAGAGCAAAACCCUUAUGUGA